Pieris rapae (cabbage white) is the source of this 9533-nucleotide messenger RNA. RefSeq names its product adenylate cyclase type 6. Gene Ontology annotation, cellular component: plasma membrane. Gene Ontology annotation, molecular function: adenylate cyclase activity. The record is from RefSeq and is a predicted model, not a curated record. The transcript has 30 exons. NCBI's taxonomy places the organism in Eukaryota, Metazoa, Arthropoda, Insecta, Lepidoptera, Pieridae. Gene Ontology annotation, biological process: adenylate cyclase-inhibiting G protein-coupled receptor signaling pathway; adenylate cyclase-activating G protein-coupled receptor signaling pathway; cAMP biosynthetic process. The coding region runs from base 215 to 4327 and encodes 1370 amino acids.
UCUCGCUCUAGCAAGGUGGACCGCAUAUCACUCGCGCGUUUUCGAUUAUAGCCCGAAUUCUAUCGAACAUCAACAAAAACAAUUUCCUUCAAACUAUCUAGUGUAAUGUAAGUAGUGAUUAAAUUAAGUGUAAGAUGUAAUAAAAACUCAGUGCCGUGCACAACUUUCAGCGAUAUAGACGCAUUAUGUUAGUGAUUUUUUAACUUGUGCCAAGAUGUCGGAGACAUUGAAGAGAUCGUUCAGUACGGAGGGCCAUGCGUCCAGGCGUGACUGGAAGACGCGGCUCAGCCUACGCAGUCGAAGCGGUCACAGCAUGGAAGCGCUGAGAGGUCGUCGAUGCGCCUCUCUCCGAUCUGCUGGAACCUCCGUACGGGCCGACGACUCGGGAAGAGCUACCCCAGCUCGUGUCCCGAGGGCUGCCUCCUCACCAGGCGACCACCAAACACCGAAGAAGUCCAACUGGGAAGUCAUUGAGCACUUCUCAUCCAGCCGCAGCAGGAAAAGUCCAACAACGGUGGAAACGGAGGGUGCCCCCCAGCCUUCAUCAGCUAACCUACCCCUCUGCCCCGCGGGAAAACCCGAUGUCGACAUACAACCUUUGCUCGGAGAAGAUCCCGGAGGAGAGGCAUGUCCUGGACCGUCGGAAGACGAGAAUGAGGAAGAAAACACCUGCUGUGAAGUCGUGACACUCUAUUGCCCUGAAGCAAUCAGGGAUCUUUGCUUUUCACAUCGAUUUAUCAACCUUAAUGUGGAGAUGUUAUACCAACGUUACUUUCUCCGCAUGAAUCAGACGAAUAUGAUGACAUUGUUGGGACUCCUGCUGGGAGUGGGAUUCGGAAUGGUAUCAGUUCAACUGCCAGCAUUGCUCGCCGCCCAGACUUUCAUCACUGAGGCAUUGUACAACGGGACAAGUUUUGACCAUAUGGACAUGUCGUUAGCGACUACUACAGAUCCAAGUUACACAAGGGUUUCUCGUGCCUUCUUCGAGAGAGAGAGAUUGGCGCACGUGAUCAAUGUAGUUCUUUUUGGCCUCGCAGCGUUAGUGUACGCCUGUCUUCUCGCGUGCUUGAGCAGACCAGCAAUGAACGAGAUAUAUUUGCUGACCGUCUCAUAUGUAGUCCUUACUACCUUCAUACUUGUUGAGUGCUCCCUAUGCGGCACUGCAAUACUAAGAUCAAUGAACGUUAGUAUGGGUGUAUGUGCGCUAUUCACAUAUGUGACCUACGCCACUCUACCACUGCGAUUACAUGAGGCUACGAUUGGUGGAUUUAUACUUGGAGCUAUCAACAUUGGCGCCCAAAUCAUGAUGACCAAGACUACUGAUACUCAGAUUUUUUGCAACCUGGUAACUCUGAUCGCAUGCAACAUAGCCGGCAUUAUGACCCAUCACCCGCGUGAACUGGCGCAGCGUCGGGCUUUCUUGGAGACACGUGACUGUGUUGAGGCACGCCUGGUGACCCAACGAGAGAAUCAACAGCAGGAGCGCCUGUUGCUAUCGGUACUCCCCCGGCACGUCGCCAUGGAGAUGAAGGCUGACAUCGCAAACCAACCACGUCAGGAGCAGUUUCACAAGAUCUACAUACAACGAUACGAGAAUGUCAGUAUCCUGUUUGCCGACAUUUGUGGAUUCACCUCCCUCUCAGACCAAUGCACUGCUGAAGAACUCGUCAGACUCCUCAAUGAAUUGUUCGCAAGAUUCGACCGCUUAGCUGCUGAGCACCACUGCCUUCGCAUCAAGUUGCUGGGUGACUGCUACUACUGCGUUUCUGGAUUGCCUGAGGCUCGCGAUGACCACGCCAAGUGUUGCGUCGAAAUGGGACUUGACAUGAUUGAUGCUAUUGCCCUGGUACGUGAAGUGAUGGCUGUCAACGUAAACAUGCGUGUGGGAAUCCACACUGGCCGGGUUCAUUGCGUGGUGCUUGGCCUCCGCAAGUGGCAGUUUGACGUGUGGUCCAAUGACGUUACCUUGGCUAACUACAUGGAGAGUGGAGGAGUUGCAGGGAGAGUUCACAUCACGAAGGAGACUUUGGCAUGCCUUGGCGAUGACUACAGAGUGGAGCCGGGGAACGGUGGACAGCGCAAUGCAUACCUAAAAGACCACAACAUUGAAACCUAUCUCAUAGUCCCAGAUGACACAAGUCGCGUGGAUAAGAAGCCUCAAAAUAAUUUAUCUCUCAAUGGAAACAUCUCAAAGGAGAUGCGGGUGAUGGGACAUGGCUCGCAACACGGAAAACAUUCCUCAAACGCCGACGCUAAUAGCGAGAAUAAGAAGCCCGAAGAUGAAGUGAAUGAGUACUUGAUGAAAGCAAUCGACGCCCGCUCCAUAGACCGCUUGCGGGCGGAGCACUGCCGCCCUUUCACGCUUACGUUCCGCGACAGUAAGCUUGAACGAAAGUACAUUGCUGAGCAGGACAGGAUGCUGAAAGUAUAUUUCCUAUGUUCGAUCUUCGUGUACAUCGCUGUUGCCAUUGUGCAGUUUCUCGUCUAUGACAUAAAAUUGGCUGGGACUAUCGUGAUACUCACAUGUGCGACAAUAAUCAUGGCGAUCAUAUACCUUGUACUUUGCAAAGACAUUAAGUAUGCGGUGCCGAGCUUUCAGAAAUUUUCAGAAAGAAUUCAUAACAAUCGCAAUCUGGCGCAGCUUAUGUCUUUCCUGCUAAUUGCAACCGUCGUCAUACAAGUUGAGGUCAUUAUGGGAAUGCAUAUGCUAUCUGAAAAUGAGCCAGAUAAAGGCGAAUGUCCCACGAGUAUUAACGAGCACUACCUGCAGCUUACGCUUUUGGCAAUGUUCUUAUGUGCCGCCCACCAGGUUCUCAUCACGACGUACAAGACAAUUCUCCUUGUCAUCAUCAGUGGUAUAUACAUCGGGAUUACGAUACGGAAAUAUAUCUACUAUCAAAUGAACUACUCAGAAUUCCAGUUCACGUGUGUUGAUGACUGGAGUCAAGACUUAACAAACAUCGUUGGAGCUAUGGGUGCCCUUAUUGCAUUGUUACUACAUUCCCAGCAAACCGAGAGUACAUACAGACUGGAUUUCAUAUGGAAAAUGCAGGCAAAUGACGAAAAAGAGGAUAUGGAGCAUUUGGAGGCAUACAACCGCAAGCUUCUAGCAAACAUCUUACCGGAACACGUAGCCCAGCACUUCUUGUGCAGCGACAAAAACUUUGAUGAGUUGUAUCACGAGCAAUGUGAGUCCGUGUGCGUCAUGUUCGCCUCGAUCCCAAACUUUUCGGAAUUCUACGUUGAACUGGAAGGGAAUAAUGAGGGAGUGGAAUGUCUACGUCUGCUUAAUGAGAUAAUUGCAGACUUCGAUGAGAUCCUGGCUGAAGAACAGUUCAAGUAUAUUGAGAAAAUCAAGAGCACCGGGUCGACAUACAUGGCAGCGUCAGGUCUGACAGUGGCUACUAGAGACCUUCUAGGCUUUAGACACGUAACGGCGAUGGCAGACUAUGCAAUACGUCUCCGUGAGCAGCUGCAAUAUGUCAACGAGCAUUCAUUCAACAACUUCAGGAUAAGGAUAGGGAUUAACAUCGGUCCCGUGGUGGCUGGUGUGAUUGGUGCAAGGAAGCCGCAAUACGAUAUUUGGGGCAACGCAGUCAAUGUUGCAUCGCGCAUGGAUUCUACUGGACUACUCGAUCAUAUCCAGGUGACACAAGAGGUGUAUGACAUCCUGUCGAAGCGUGGCUACAAGCUCCGAUGCCGUGGUACGAUUGACGUGAAAGGCAAAGGGAACAUGGUGACAUUCCUUCUUGAUGGCAUCGGAGAAACAACCGUACUGAACAACAAUAACGACAUAUAUAGUAACCCUACUCCGUCGACCUCUGGUUCUGGUGCAGGUGGAAACCAUGACAAAUCUGAGCAUCGCACUUUGGAGACACUUUCUGAAGGACACACCGAUGAGGAUGGACCCACACCCAGGUCUUCAAUACCCAAAGAAGAACAAAGUGAUGCGAACAGCCCGAAGCUUCGAAACCAAAAUAAAUCAUGUGACAGCCUCGCAGGUGCCGUUCGUGCAAGGGUUAGGAGACACAUGGAGCGCCCUCUUUCACUUACUGAUAACCCUGGAUUACCUGCUUUUAUCAGUAUCAUAAAAUCAAAAGCCUACUCCACUGAUCUUGGCGUGGCAGGGUAUUUUGAAGAGACACCAGCCAAUACAUCUCUUACAGAAAUUAAUACAUCGAAGGAUUGGUGUAGUCUUGAUAUAGAAGAAUUGGGUUCAAGAGUCCCAAAACGAGCAUCAAGUCUUGCUGAUUUCUUUAAGAGGAAACAACAAAAACCAAACUAUUCAUCAGUCAACAUUAUAGAAAAUCCCAUGAACUCAGUCUAAAUUAAACCUACCAAAAAGAAAUGUAAUAUUAACGAGAUAUAGACCUAUAUUUUGUCGAUACUAUAUUAUAUCCUUUAAGCUUCAUAAAUGAUUACGUAAAUAAUAUUAAAAUCAAUGUGUGGAUGACUGACUAAGAUUUGAGUACUACUCAGAUUUUCUUAGCUUAAUACAUUAGACGCUGGCUAUAACAAGACUGAAUGUAACGACUAUGAACUUCACAAAGUGAAAAGCAUUGUGAGUUCAUUCCAAACAAUGAACGAAUUUAUUUAUUUAAGUAUACGCCGUUGGGUGCAUUGGUACUAUACCUCAACCUGUCUGUAGGAAAUGGAAUUUCCGACUUGAUGGACUAUAUACGUAUUUUAGGAAAAUCUUUACAUGAACAAAAAUCGGGAUUGCAUUCAACGCGGGAUAAAACGCUUACAAUUAAAUGUGGCCAUAGGUAUUGUCAAUUGAAUAGAGGGAUUUUAAUCUUCAGAGGUUUGGUGGUAUUUACAGAUUUAUAGGAUAGAGUGGUAUGGCGAUUGAGGUGACGAAUUUUUCAUAGUUUGGCGUAACGCACGGCAACUUGAUUGUAUUUAUAGCACAUUUCAAUACCGCUUCUGAAUUCAUGAACAAAGAAAACGACGUAGUGAUGAAACUCCCAACUAUUUCUUAAUAAUUAUAAUCUCUAUAUAAAUGUUUUAGAUAUAAUUAGAAGACGUUGUUAUCAUGUCUAUAAGACCCGUUAAAAUCAAUUUAAUGUCAUAUUUACUUAACUAAGUGACCAAUCCAAUGUUUGUGGACCUUUUCGAUCUUAAAAAAAAUACUUUUAGAUUUUUGAAAAUUGCUCUUGUUCAAUGCAUUAUGGUUCAAUUAUUUUAUACCCCCAUGUCUCUUAUUUGAUCUUUCAAAAUAUUCCCAAGUCCGAUGCGGUAUCUUUUGACAGUUAAAGCGACUUGGGAUUUUCAGUGUCAACUUCAAAUCCGAACUCUUCAUUUUGUCAGUUGAUUAUCCGUUUUUGAUCGGUAGUUAAACCUGAAUACUGAAAACCUGAUGAAACUCCCGCUUCCUUAUAAUUAUGCCCGCUUUUAGUUUACAUAAAUAGGUAGUUUCGCGACGUCCUCAUUUCAUUUUUUUCCAAAUUUUUGACAAGAUUUAAUUUGAGAUGUUGUCUUAUGAUGUGUUAGCCGGAUUAAUAUGAAUUGGUGUAAUCGAACAAACAAAGAGUAUUGUUUUCAUUGAAUCAUUUGCUAUAAAACAUAGUCUGGUUUAGAAUUUAUCAAUUUAAAUUUUCCUUAGUUUAAUUAUAAUUAAUUUUCCUCAAACUUUCAAUGAUUUAUUUAUUGUUAUAAUUUAUUUAGCAUGACUAACAGGUAAUUCAGCAUUCAUUAUUUAUAUCUUAUUAAAAUAAUUUACAAUAAGUAUUUUACAAUUUUAUCUGUAUCGGUUUUGAGUGAAAUUAAUUUGGUAUGGUUUAAAUCGUUUUCAUUUGUCCGCUAUUUUUUUACUACACCAUCGGCGAAAAAAAUACAUCAAACCGAAAUUAUUCUUAUCUGAAUAAGAUUCAGAAACGUGAUGUAGCGCAAACUACAACUUCUAUAGGUCUGUCAAAAUCUAAUAAAUUUUGGCGUACGGAAGUCUCGUUUCUGAAUCUCACCCUUUGAUCAUAAAAUUGUUUCCAAUAUUAACAAUACACCGAAGUAAACACCAAACACAGCCGUGAAGCAGAUGUUUCAUUCAUAAGUCGUAUACCAUUUAGAACCAAAUAGCUGACUGUCUCUAAGAGUUUUCAUGUUAGUUCUUGUUCUUAAGUUUAAACUUGGAUUAGAUGUUUUCAAUCAAGGGAUAACAUAUGAAGUUGUCGUCUUGUUCGCAUGUCUUUCUUUUAGCUGUCACGUGAGACCGUUUGUUUGUCUUUUAAGACUCAUGUCGCAGCUUCUGAAAUAAUCAUUGCAUUUUAUAAGUAACUAAAGUAAAUUGUAACCUACUUAAGGUAAAUUGAUAACAAAGUUGUAAUCUCAGCGUAGUUUUAAUAAAUGUUUGUCUAAUAUUCUUCAUAUAGGAACUUAAUUCGUAUAAUUUUACCAGUUAAAUUGAGAAGUUCGGACGAUUCUGCAAUUUGUCUAUUUAAUUUUGAAACGCCCCUCAAUUGACUCCUAUAGUAAAUUUAUAUGUUAUACGUAAAUGUAUGUAUAAUUAUAAAACUAUUAUAUUGUCGUGUAAACAAAGUGUAUGCAUUUAUCUACUUUCACCCUUGUAUUUUUCGAUGUUUUUUACAAAAUGCUUAUUUUUACUAGUGCCAACACUAUGUAUGCCUAACAGUAUUAGUGUAAGUAUUUAAAAUAUCUGAUGUUAGGUUAGAGAUGUAAUUGUAGAUUUGUGUCUAAAUAUAUCACCAUAAGCCCCAUACACAUAAAUGUUUGCUAUUGUAAACAGCAUAAAUAAUAUUUGACGGCUGGAUUCAGUUCUUUGUGUUUAUUUUGCGAUUAGAAUGUUGAUAAUGUUUCAGCUUGGAAUAGAAGGGCGAGUUAUUUUUAUUUCUAUGCUGAUUUUCUGAUAUAUGCCAACUAAAGAAAAUUUUCUGUUUCUACUUACGCUACAACCUGGCGAAGAGUGAAGAUAUAAAAUUUUAUCGGAUGUUAAAGCUUUUUAAACCACACAAAUGCACAACAUCUGCCCCAGUAUUCUCUACAGCGAUCUUAACGUCUAUAUUCCACGCGAUCCCAAAGUAACGUCUAGGUGCAGAUGUUCGACUCAAUGCUUUCGACAUCCUUAUUGUUAUUGAAAGUAAGAAGAGCCGUCCGGUCUUCUUACACACUUCUUCUCGGUCUCUUUACUCAGAAAAUUGUAUAAUAAUUGUACUAUGGCGCUUAUGGCAAUAUAUGUGAGUUAUAGGAUUUCUUGACAGCUCGUAACAGAACCCUUUUUGCCAUUUGUAUUAGCUUAAUUAGUAGCCAAAGAACAGUAUACUUUUGAUUAAUUAUUGUGUACGGUGAUGAUUGUACUACGUAUCUAUAAACCACACUGGACAGGUCUAAUGUGCUCAAGAUAAAAAUUCCAAUGUUUGUUUUUAAGUUUACAUUUGAUAGUUACUUGUAGGCUUUUUUGCUUCCCAGUGAUCUAAUAUAAUAUGUUUAUGUGUCUAAACGCAACAAGCGAAUAUUAUUACUCAAUAUUUAAGGUUGUUUUAAACCGUUGUUAUAACGAUUUGACGUCCGAAUAUAUCUACUAUUUAUAGAAAAGUAUUGAUUUGGCCUACAGCUCGUAGAUACUCAAUGUUAAUAUUUAAGUGCAUAUAUUACGUACAUUAGGGACUUUAUGACCAAUUAAUUUACUCUAUGCUUAAUAUAUUGAUAGUCUGAACUUUAAAUUUUUGAUGUUUUAUAGUGUUCUUGGCUAAUAAGAAUAAGCGAAUAUUUAUCAUGAUUAAAAUUAGACAAGGUGUAUUUUAAAAUUAGAAUUGCUCUCCGAUUCGAUAUACGAAUUUUGGAAACUACUAGCUAUUAGGAAUUCGCUUAUACCUUUUGUUAGCAAAAGUUAUUGUUUAAGUUUUUUUGAAUAUGGAAUACUGUUUCUAUCGUGUUGAUAUAUAAUCUGCAAAAUGUACAAGAUCUUCUACCAUUACUUUUAAAAGUUUCUUGAAAUGCAAUCUCACAGGUUGUUAUAAAAGUACUAUUUUUGUUCGUUAUUUAAUCUCUUUAAAAAAUAUUGAUGCGUUUGGCUAAAGAUCUUCACUAUUCAGACUUUUAAUACCCCUGUCAUAUAUUUUACUUGGUUUUUAAUAUAUAAUUCCUGAAACUCAGUUGUGAGGCCUUUUGAGUAGGCGAAUAUUAUUGAGCGGUAUCAUUUAACAUCAUAUGAGAUACUCAUAUGUUCUGUUUGGUCUUUACUUUUUUUAUAAUUUUUACUAACAAUUAAAAUUCCUCCAAUAUUUAAUAUCGAAUCUUAUUUUCUCAUAUAUUUAUUAUUUAUAGGUAUUAUACUUCUUUUGUAGACACUAUUUUUAAUCUAAUAUUUUUUCCAAAUAACAACUAUCUAACAACUAUCUAUCUAAAAAAUAAUCUGCUCACGAGAUGUAUAAUCUAGUAUGUUGUAUUCCAAGUUAUAAAAUGCUAGAAACUACAUUCAUAAUAUAUUAAAACUUUUGCAACGCGAUGAAACAGUAUUUUAUCAAUGUUAAUAAAAAUUGUACGUACAUAUAUAGUACGAUGGAUAUUAUGAUGCAAGUAGAAAAAAUGUUUUUAUGUUAGAUAUUUUGAAUGUUUCGAUGUGGUUACAUUUAAGAAACAAGGAUUUAUAUAAAAACUAUAUUGUAAUAUGCUUUGCUAUAAACUGGACUUUAGAUGUUGCAUAAAUUAAUUUUUGCUGUAAAUAACUUUAAUUAACUUAUUAUAUUAAUAUUAUGAAUUAUCUGUAGACUAUUUGAAAAUGUCUCUUGUAUUCCGGAGUUAAAAUAGAAGUCAAGGCAUUAGACAAAAGGCUAAUUAUAUCACACCGGUAUGUUCCAUACCGGAAAUUAACAUAUACCAAAUGGACGGUUCAUUUUUAAUUAUGAAUGAUAAAAUCUGGGACUACUGUUAAUACCACACACAGCGAAAUUAAACAAAUACUUGCAAAACGCCUUGUCGCUAAGAAUGUUUUGAAAAUGCCAUCGGAGCCUAACAGUUUACAGGUGAAUUCUAAAAUGUUUAUAAUUAUUGUUAUAAAUUGUUUUAAUCGCACAUGGAUGACAAACAUUUGGAUAAAAGUUUUGUUUUAUACUUAUAUCGUUAGUUCACAUAAGUAUAACAAAAGUUGAACGAAGGAACUAAUUACUCCAAGCUUACAUUUAUUAUCCACAAAUCAAAGGCCUGGAAAGAAAAUAGCACAACUCUGUAACUCUCACGACAACAACUACGAUUCCAACUUGUAACUUUUCGUACCGCGAUUCCAAGCGUAUUCAACUGCGCUACGGAUAUUUAAAGAAGUAAUCAAAAUUUUAUACAGGAACGUUGGAAGUUACACUGCACUGAUAGCUUUUCCUAGUACGCAAAAAUGUAACCAUUUUGAAACAUUGUAUGAUUAAUUAUGUAUGCAGUAUGACUGUUAAUAUACGCCUUGAAGUCUCAAUUAGUAGCAGCUUACGCAUCGUUUCAUUUCAUUAAUACGUAUUUUACAUAUAUGUAAUAGAUUGUAUAAGAAUCUAUGUAAUUGAUGUCUUUAAUAAAUGGUGUUCGUGCGAUGUUUA